AUGAGAUGUACAACUGUCCAUGAAUGUGAUUUGAGGUUUGUAAAUGACAACCAUCGUCAAGCAACCGCAGCACUUGUAGCCACUUCAUUUAAAAGGAAGUUGAAGGAUUCUUGGACAAUAUACACACCAAGUGACAUAAUGAGAGAUGUGAAACACAACUUUGGUUUGACCAUUCAUUAUUCGAAAGCUUGGAAAGCAAACACUAUUACAUUUUACUAUUUGCGCGACGAAGACAAAUUCGUCGUGCAAGCAUCACUGCUGCAACAGAAGAAGAGAUUCGUUGUGCAAAACUACAAACUCUUGUGCGACGCAAAAUUUGGUUGCGCAAAGUGUUUUUGCGCGACCAAAUAA
Molecule: messenger RNA, 351 nt
Organism: Prunus armeniaca (apricot)
Lineage: Eukaryota; Viridiplantae; Streptophyta; Magnoliopsida; Rosales; Rosaceae
Source: the annotation of a GenBank genome assembly